Lipotes vexillifer (Yangtze River dolphin) is the source of this 1053-nucleotide messenger RNA. RefSeq names its product thymus, brain and testes associated (gene TBATA). The coding region runs from base 1 to 1053 and encodes 350 amino acids. The record is from RefSeq and is a predicted model, not a curated record. Lineage: Eukaryota; Metazoa; Chordata; Mammalia; Artiodactyla; Lipotidae. The transcript has 9 exons.
AUGGCUACAGAAGUGAGGACCCAAUUGGCAGAGCAUCCACUGACGAGGCCAAGGGCUGAGCCAAAACCCGAGAAGAAGCCAGGGUGCAGGCCAAGGAGCCACGCGGACGGCGGGCCACAGAAAGAACUGAUGAUCCCAGGGAUUGUGGAUUUCAAGCUGAUCCGAGAGGCACUGAGGACCUCCAAGCCCCAAACUCCCGGUGCCCACCGCUUCGGCCACCUCAGCCAUCACUCCUCCCGGCACCACCCCCGUCCCCAGCACGUGACCCACAUCCAAGAUCUCACCGGGAAGCCUGUCUGUGUUGUCAGGGACGAGUUCUCUCUGGCCGCCUCACCUCAAGCCACACUCUUACCCCGCUCUCUGAUCGGGAUGCCCACCAUCUCGGUCCCCGUUGGAGACCCGCAGUCCAAUCGGAAUCCCUGGCUUUCUUCUGAGGCCCGGAGGAAGGAGCUGAAAGACCUGGCUUCCCGGGCGGCCAUCUUCACCAAGGAAAAUGAGCUGAAGAGCAAGGAGAAGGAGGAGCCUCAGCGGGAGAAGGGGGCAAAGUACUCAGCAGAGACUGGUAGGCUCAUCCCUGCUUCCACCCGGGCCACGGCCCGCCGCCACUCCCGCCAGGGCGUACGAAACCACCCUGCGAGCACAGAUGGAAGAGGCCAGACCUUCAUCCUACAGGAUCAGGAGUUGCUGAUCCUGGAGCUGCUUUCUCAAAUCCUGCAAACAGACUCCUUGAAUGCUAUCCAGUUCUGGCUACUCUACGCGCCCCCCAAGGAGAAAGACAUGGCACUAGGCCUCCUGCAGACAGCAGUGGCUCAGCUCCUUCCCCAGGCCCUAGUCUCCAUCCCAGCAGAAAAACUCCUGAACCAGCUCCAGGAAAUUCAAGAACCACUUCAAGAGAGGCAACAGCUACCCUACAGCCAAUCCCUGAAGAAGACGAAGACACCACCUCUAUCAAAAAGCGAAAAACCAGAGAACCCUGGGAAAGCACAAGUUCUUUGCGUGCACUCCAGCCAGAACCCAGAAGAGAAGGCGGCAAAGCCAAAGGUAGAGGGUUGA